This is a messenger RNA of Notodromas monacha, 1460 nucleotides long. NCBI's taxonomy places the organism in Eukaryota, Metazoa, Arthropoda, Ostracoda, Podocopida, Cyprididae. The record is from the annotation of a GenBank genome assembly.
GCACUGCUGAUCGCCAUUUGCGUCGCUGUGGCGAACGCUCAAGUACCAGGAUUCCAGUUUCCUCAGCAACAGCAAGCACAACCACUAUUUUACUACCUCAAUGUACCCCCGAGCUAUCAAUUUAGUCCUCAACAACAACUGCAGCAGCAACAACAACAGGUUAUCCCUGCAGAGGAACCUGACAGGCUGAGAGGUGAUGGGAAAACCACAGGGGCUGUCGCCACUCUGGUGCCUUAUUCUUCGGUGGACCCCAGUGCUCGUCUUUUCGACAGUGCUCUUCAAAACGCCUAUCUGAGCCUGAUCUCUCAAAUCAAUGCUCUGAAGCAGACUGAGACUCCUUUGAUCGGCAAAGCGGACAUGUACCGCGGAGGAACAGCUACGAUCGUUGGCUCCGUUUAUUUCAUUCAGAAAACGUCCACUAGUCCAGUCAUUGCAGUUGCCAGCAUCACUGAUGGGGGAACUGCUAUCACUGCCACAACUAAUGCGGGGAGACUCCAAGUGUGGUCAACCGCAGUCAAUACUGCAAAUCCUGCCUGCGGUGAUGCAACCUUGGGAAGUAAAUUCUACUCUACCACUACCGGAUUGAUUACUGGUUUCACGGGCACUACUGGAGGCACUCCCGUGGUAAACACUGUUUUAGGCUCUGUCACCAACACAGUGGUUUCGCAAGUAACCCUUUUCGUGAUCGCAGGAUUAAUCCUGGCAUGCGGAGCCCAAAUAAAUUCCCAAAAUGUAUCUAGUGAUGACAGUGUUCUGAAACAAGAGGUGAAAGCAAAAAGAGGCAAGCAAAUCGACUUGACGAGCUUGCUCACAAACAAACAGAACCCCUUCGCCACUAUUUUCACUCCUGACGUGUACAUCGGUCAAGCUCAGAACCAAAUCGCGCAAAUGCGAGAUGGAUUUCCUCUGAUGGCAAGAGCUUCUUUAUCUCGGAAUACAGCAAGUACCACAUUGAUCGGCGAAGUCCUUUUCUUUCAACGCAGCGCGGUCCACAAUAUGAUCGUGAUCGUGGCCUUUUCUGCUGCGUCUGCGGAUGCGAUUCUAGACGCGACAACGACGGGUGUUUUGGACGUUAGGACUGCAUCUGCCCUUGCCACAGCCAAUCCAUUCUGCGCAAUCGGAGAAGUUUACAAUCCAAAUGCAAUGACCAACGGAGGAAUUCUACUGUCGCCUGCCAGCGUGACUGCAAUUAACACCGAAAAUGUUCUAAAUUCGUACAUCACCACUGUGACUGCGCAAAUGGCGACUCUAUUUCCACCAACUUCGAUUAUUGGCAGAACCAUCAAGUUUUCAAAGACUUCGACAGAAGCAGCAACUUCAGCGAACGUGUUUUGUGGGAGAAUCGUGCAAGCAUGAUGAAAGCCAAAGCCCGUCAUGAAAUUGCAAGCGCAGCUUCUGAGUUUCAAGUGUUUUACCCAUAUACUGAAUUUUCUUGAAAAUUUCAAUAAAAUCAUUCAUUU